Drosophila grimshawi is the source of this 936-nucleotide messenger RNA. It is a transcript of the gene U2A, whose product is annotated as probable U2 small nuclear ribonucleoprotein A'. Gene Ontology annotation, molecular function: protein binding; U2 snRNA binding. Gene Ontology annotation, biological process: mRNA splicing, via spliceosome. Gene Ontology annotation, cellular component: U2 snRNP. The record is from RefSeq and is a predicted model, not a curated record. Lineage: Eukaryota; Metazoa; Arthropoda; Insecta; Diptera; Drosophilidae. The coding region runs from base 62 to 856 and encodes 264 amino acids. The transcript has 2 exons.
ACUCGCGUCGCCUUUUGCAAUAUUUUUUUUAUGGAAUAAAUUAUAUUCCUGCCCCGUCAAGAUGGUGAAACUAACGCCGGAGCUGAUAAACCAGUCCAUGCAAUACAUAAACCCAUGCCGGGAGCGCGAACUCGAUUUACGCGGCUACAAAAUUCCACAAAUCGAGAAUUUGGGUGCCACAUUGGACCAGUUCGAUACGAUCGAUCUGUCCGACAAUGAUCUGCGCAAACUGGACAAUCUGCCACAUCUGCCGCGGCUCAAAUGCCUGCUGCUGAACAACAAUCGCAUCUUGCGGAUCAGCGACGGCUUGGAGGAGGUUAUCCCAAAUCUAAGCUCCAUCAUUCUGACGGGCAACAAUUUGCAGGAGCUGAGCGAUCUGGAGGCACUCAGCGGAUUUAAGAAGCUGGACACGAUAUGUCUACUCAUCAAUCCGGUAUCAACAAAGCCCAAUUAUCGCGAAUAUAUGGCUUACAAGUUUCCUCAGUUGCGAUUGCUGGAUUUUCGAAAGAUCAAACAGAAAGACAGGCAGCAGGCGCUUGAGUUCUUUCGCACCAAGCCGGGCAAGGAUCUGCUCAAGGAGGUGACCAAAAAGUCCAAGCUAAGCGCUGCCGCCGCCCUCGCCGCCGAGGCGACCAACGGUAAAGCGGCUGCCGAUGGCGGCGGUCGGUUCGCCAAUCCCGAAGAUAUGCAGCGCAUACGCGAAGCCAUUAAACGGGCCAGUUCACUGGCAGAGGUGGAGCGACUCUCGCAGAUCCUGCAAAGUGGCCAACUGCCCGAGAAGUUUCAGCAUGAAAUGGGCCAAAAUGGCCACAACGGCACCACGGCCAGCAAUCCGGCCGUUGCCUUGGAAUAUUAGUUCUAGCCCCGUCGUCAGCUACCUUAUAACUGUAGAACAAUAAUUUUUAAUAAAAAAAAAAAAAACAGAAACAAUAAAGG